UAUUUUCAUUGCUCAAGUCCUUGUUUCGUUUCAAGUGUUUCGUGUUCCUUCCAUUCCAUUUAGAUCGGAUUCGUUUCGCCAUUUUGGACUCUUGCUGGAGGAAUAAUAUUAUUGAGAAUUGACCCUGAACGUGUAAGAUCCUGCUUUAUUUUGUGAAGCGCCGUAACUUCAGGAGAAUUUCAAUCUUCAUCCGUUCUACAUUUUCAUCUGAGAAAUGGCAGAAGACUUUGACAUCGAGGCAUUACUUGAAGCUCCAUACAUGAAAGGGGAGGAGAGCGGCAGUAGCAAGAAUAAAGAGAAUGGAGCAUCCAACAACCACAAGUCAUCAUCAGGAGAUGACAAGAAAGACAGCCGAAACAGAGACCGAAAGAGGAGUCGCAGCAGAGAUAAGAAGAGAAGUCGCAGCCGUGAUAAGAAACGUAGCCGUAGCCGUGACAAGAAGCGUAGCCGUAGUCGUGACAGGAAACGCAGCCGUAGCCGAGACAAGAAGAGAAGCCGAAGUCGGGACAAGAGACGAAGCAGGAGCCGAGACCGCAGUCGUAGGAAGCGUUCUCUCACUCCUAUACUGCUUCCUGGCAGGCGAGAACCUUUCCCCAGGUUCAAGAAAGCUUCACCUCCAAUCGGACUACGUGCUGGUCCUGUUGUGGACGACCUGUCACCGGAGGAGCGAGAUGCUCGAACGGUGUUCUGCAUGCAGUUGUCACAACGAAUCAGGGCCAGAGACCUGGAGGAGUUUUUCUCCUCUGUUGGCAAAGUUCGGGACGUGAGGAUGAUAACUUGCAACAAGACCAGGCGGUUCAAGGGCAUCGCUUACAUUGAGUUCAAAGACCCAGAAUCUGUUUCAUUGGCUCUCGGACUGAAUGGACAGAAGCUGCUAGGAGUGCCAAUCAUUGUACAACAAACCCAGGCAGAAAAGAACAGAGCAGGAAAUUCCAUGCCAAAUGUGAUGCCCAGAGGUAUGCCUGGACCCAUGAGACUGUACAUCGGCUCCCUGCACUUCAACAUCACAGAGGACAUGCUCCGGGGUAUCUUUGAGCCCUUUGGCAAGAUCGACAGCAUCCAACUCAUUACAGACUCCGACGGCCGCUCCAAGGGCUACGGAUUCAUUACAUUCCAUAACUGUGAGGAUGCUAAGAGAGCUCUGGAACAGCUGAAUGGGUUCGAGCUGGCUGGCCGACCCAUGAAGGUGGGUACAGUGACGGAGCGGGCAGACUUCUCCCAGGGGCCAUCCAUGCUGGACAAUGAUGAUCUCGACAGGACUGGUAUUGACCUGGGAGCAACAGGCAGGCUGCAUCUCAUGUUUAAACUAGCUGAAGGUACCGGAAUGCAGAUCCCGGCAGCGGCUGCUUCAGCACUGAAUGUGAGUGGCAUGCCAUUGCCAGUUGUGGCACAACCCACCCCACCCAUCGCGACACAGUGCUUCAUGCUGUCCAACAUGUUCGAUCCGCUGGCGGAGAGUCACUUGGGCUGGGACGUGGAGAUUCGUGAUGACGUCAUAGAAGAGUGUAAUAAGCAUGGAGGCGUGCAGCACGUGUAUGUGGACAAGGCCUCGCCACAGGGCAAUGUCUACGUGAAGUGUCCCAACAUCAAUACCGCAGUGGCAGCUGUUAAUUCCCUCCACGGCAGGUGGUUUGCGGGGAGAGUAAUAACCGCAGCGUACGUUCCUCUAGUCAACUAUCACAGCCUGUUCCCGGACACCAUCGGGGCAAUCAGUUUACUGGCACCCACAAGAUUGACUCUUUAAUUUUUCCAUUACUUGUAAAUACAACCAUAUCAAAUUGCUGUUCUCAUUUGUAUAGUUUCUAUUUUUGUUGCAAAGUGUAUUAUUUCCUGUGUUCAGUGUGUAUCAUUCGCACAUAUACUUUAUACUGUACAUACUCUUGAAUAAAACUUAGUUAGUGGUC
Homalodisca vitripennis (glassy-winged sharpshooter) is the source of this 1904-nucleotide messenger RNA. It is a transcript of the gene Caper, whose product is annotated as RNA-binding protein 39. Gene Ontology annotation, biological process: mRNA processing. Lineage: Eukaryota; Metazoa; Arthropoda; Insecta; Hemiptera; Cicadellidae. The record is from RefSeq and is a predicted model, not a curated record. Gene Ontology annotation, molecular function: RNA binding. Bases 215 to 1744 code for a protein of 509 amino acids. Gene Ontology annotation, cellular component: nucleus. The transcript has 10 exons.